AUGGCCUUCUUAUCGGGCUGUCCCAGGGUUGACCACCUGGACCGUGCACCGACCCCAGAAGAUCUCCAUCGAGUAUAUCUCCGGACGGUGGAGGACACCGACACAGUGUUUGACACGCUAUUGUCCAUACUGCGACAACCGGCCCUUGGCCAGUAUGUCCGUCAUGUGAAGCUGGACCGCGCCGUGGCGUAUCCACUCGAGCCGCCCGGCCUCAAAACCACGAGAGAGAUCAGUGAGGAGGACCGGAAGCUACUGGAGGGCGCAAUACUCCAGGCCGGGUUUGAAGGCAAGCAGCAUGACAUGAUGAUGAACAUCGUUACGCAUCGGCCACGUGAAUCGAGCUUUCACGAUACGAAGCGGAAAAUCGAUUUAAUCCAUCUCACGCAGGCACUGACUGCGUUGAUGAUCUCCGUCGCUCCAAAGCUAGAGUCUUUCGCCUUUCCCGUGAUCAGUGGCGGAUUCGACUCGCCCGAGGAAUGUUAUCUUAUGCUGCAAGCGUUCUUGGAGCGAGCGAAUGCCAAUCCGACGGAGAUACCGUACCUGCAAAAUCUACGCGACGUGAGCUGUCUCAGCAAUAAAGAUCCUAUAUUGAGCGAUAAGCGGUUCUACGAGAACUAUGACUUUGCGGAGCAGAUGAAGUUGGUCGGCAAUUUGCCAGCCGUGGAGACCAUAAGGGUGGAUGCUAUUGAGGAUAGACACGAAAGUAUAGAGCUCGAACCUCGAUCGACCAACUUCAAGAAGGUUUACAUCCAGAACUCGAAUUACUCCAGCCGAAGCCUGGCCGAAAUCAUCAAAUCGUGCAAAAGACUUCAAGAAUUCAAAUACUCGAUCGGUGGACGAGCUUCUGUCGAUGGCAGCCACGCUAUGUUCAUAGAGCAGCAUCUGCUAGACGGAUUACUCUACCAUACAAACACGCUACAAAAGCUUGAGGUGGAUGUCGACGAUGAAUUCUUUGAUGAGCGGCCAGCGUACUGGGACACAGAGGACGAACAUAGCGUCAAGGAUCCAUACGAGGAUGCUUCCAAUGAGGGACGGCCUAUGUCGCUCCGAGACUUUACCGCUAUGACACAUCUCCGUAUAGGAAUCAAGCUACUGAUGGCCCUUGCACGUGCCAGUAUGAGCAAGGGUGGCUUGGAGGAACCAUCGUUUUCUUUAAUCGACAUUCUUCCCCCAAACCUGGAGUACCUGUGUAUCUUAGGAUAUACAGUUGGGACCAAUAGUAAGCAUGACGUCCAGAUCUCCUUUCUCAUGGAGCAUCGCGACAGGCUACCGUUUUUGAAGGAGAUUGCUGGUGUAGAUGUGCAUAUACCGAACGCAACAUCAGUUGAGGACUAG
Messenger RNA from Aspergillus nomiae NRRL 13137, 1335 nucleotides. RefSeq lists its product as uncharacterized. NCBI's taxonomy places the organism in Eukaryota, Fungi, Ascomycota, Eurotiomycetes, Eurotiales, Aspergillaceae. Bases 1 to 1335 code for a protein of 444 amino acids. The record is from RefSeq and is a predicted model, not a curated record. The transcript is spliced from 2 exons.